AAAACAAUAACCGGGCUUCCAUAAACAAUACAGGUCCUCUGCUAAGCUCAUAUGACACAAACCCGACAAAAGAAACAUGAAGUUCUCUGCAACAACAAUGGAGAUUGCUCUAUGUCUUCUUCUACUAAUAUCCGUUCAAACAAUCGCAGAACCGUCCACAGACAAAACCGGUAAAAUUCCACCCCCACCAGUUCCAUCGUCUCCUACACAAAACCCUCCUCCUCCAAGCCCACCCACUAACAACGAGAACACCAUGUUUAUGCCUGAAACAAUUUCUCAUAUGAGAUCACUACGCUAUCUUCCCCUGAACUAGAGACAUAAGCUGGAAAGACAAAAUAUGUUAUUAAGAUCUAUCAGUGUGUACUUCUCUUAUGUUCUUAUAUGAAUGCAAUAAAGAACUUUAUCAUAGAUAUAUGAAAAUAAUAUUUUCUUAUGAUUGUUAAUUUGAACAAAUAUAUAUUUAUCAUCAAUAGAAUAUGUUCACACACGUACAUGCAAAUAUGAUGUACCUCUUCAAUCUAAGAUUUUGAUAUCAAACUAGGGAAGAUAAAGAAUUACUCCAAGUCUCCAAGGUUUUUGGUCCAAAAAAUACCACAAUUUUUUUUUGAAAAAAAAAAACUCUUCUAAAA
Brassica rapa (field mustard) is the source of this 629-nucleotide messenger RNA. Its product is annotated as acrosin-like. NCBI's taxonomy places the organism in Eukaryota, Viridiplantae, Streptophyta, Magnoliopsida, Brassicales, Brassicaceae. The record is from RefSeq and is a predicted model, not a curated record.